AAGAGUAACAAAUAUUUACUUAUCUUUCGCAUAAACCGACCUCUUCCCAUAUGAUGAUAGCCGAAAAGAUCACCACAAAAAGAAGAAAAUGCAACAUGGCCCAAUUGCUCUUAUGCCUCCACCACCAUACACCCUACACCCCCUCUUCAUAUAUAAAUAUUUAACAUAAUCUCAAGGCCACAACAUGAACUACGAUACACCCUCUUAUUCUCUCUUCAAUUCAAUCUCAUUCACUCCUUCUUUUCCCUUACCCUUUUGUUAAAUCCUAGAUUUUUUUCUCUCAGAUUUCAUAAACAACAAUUUGAGGUCAGCAACAAGUACUGUCACAAACACAAACCUGCGGCUCUCAUUGAAACACACAACACAACACAACACAACACCAUAUCCAUACCUAGUCUCAAUAUAUUUACUGUACUUCUUUGUUUUGUCUCCUUCAAUUGUUGUCUCUUUUUGUUUUUUCUGCAAUACACAACUUUCACUUCCAUUCAAUCCUUCAAUUUUGCAUCACAUAUUUCAAUUUUGCAUUUUUAAAUUUACCAUUCUACCCUUUUAAGAGACUAGCAAGAACUUAAGUUCUUAGAACCAAACAUCAACCAAAUCCAACUUCAUCCUCAAAAAAAGCUUCAUUCUUUACCAAUGGCAACAUGGUUUUUAACAGAAUGUAGCUUUAGGCCACUUCCUCCAUUAUACCCUAAUCAAAGAACAGGCGCAGUUUCAUCUCAAAAACCUUCAAAGAUUAGAUUUUUAAACAAAACAAACAAAAGGGUAUCUUCAGAUCUAAGGUUCAAUUCAAAACCAUGGGAAUUGAGAGUGAGUGCUCCAUUGAGAGUUAGUACCGAGGAAGAAGAAGAGGGUGUAGAAAAUUUACCAAAAUUUGACCCUGGUGCACCACCACCAUUUACAUUAGCUGAUAUAAGAGCAGCUAUACCUAAACAUUGUUGGGUUAAGGAUCCAUGGAAGUCUAUGAGUUAUGUAGUUAGAGAUGUUGUUGUUGUUUGUGGAUUGGCUGCUGUUGCUGCUUAUGUCAAUAGUUGGUUUGUUUGGCCUCUUUAUUGGGCUGCUCAAGGAACAAUGUUUUGGGCUCUUUUUGUUCUUGGUCAUGAUUGUGGUCAUGGAAGCUUUUCAAACAAUCCCAAGCUUAAUAGUGUUGCUGGACAUUUGCUGCAUUCUUCAAUCUUAGUACCAUAUCAUGGAUGGAGAAUUAGUCAUAGAACACAUCAUCAAAAUCAUGGCCAUGUUGAAAAUGAUGAAUCAUGGCACCCUUUGCCAGAGAAAAUCUUCAGAAGCUUGGACAAUGCAACAAAAACUUUAAGAUUUACAAUACCUUUUCCAAUGCUUGCAUAUCCUUUCUACCUUUGGAGCAGGAGUCCUGGGAAAAGUGGUUCUCACUUUGAUCCAAACAGUGAUUUGUUUGUACCAAAUGAAAGAAAAGAUGUUAUCACAUCAACAGUUUGUUGGACAGCUAUGGCUGCUUUGCUUGUAGGUUUAGGAUUUGUAAUGGGUCCAAUUCAAUUAAUCAAACUUUAUGGCAUCCCCUAUGUGCUUUUCGUCAUGUGGUUGGAUUUGGUGACUUAUUUGCACCACCAUGGCCAUGAAGACAAACUACCAUGGUAUCGUGGACAGGAAUGGAGUUAUCUUAGAGGCGGACUUACGACUCUCGAUCGUGACUAUGGUUUGAUAAAUAACAUCCAUCAUGACAUUGGAACUCAUGUCAUUCAUCACUUAUUUCCUCAAAUCCCACACUACAACUUAAUAGAAGCUACUGAGGCUGCAAAACCAGUUCUUGGAAGAUAUUACAGGGAGCCAAAGAAAUCAACACCUAUACCAUUUCAUCUCAUUGGAGAUUUAAUAAAAAGCAUGAAAAAAGACCAUUUUGUUAGUGACACUGGUGAUAUUGUUUACUAUCAAACAGACCCUAACCUUAGUGGCUCUUCUACAUCAAAGUAAUAAUAUUUGAUGUUCAUUCUUUUUCCUCUAAAAAAACAUUAGAGGCCACAUAAUAUUAUAUGGCUUGACAUAACACAUUUUCAUAAAUAACUUUGAAAAUUGUGUCUGAGCUUGAAAUAUGAUAGCCCUAUACAUAUUAAGAGUGAAAAAUUCCUCAUAAGUAAAGGGUAAAGGUGCUUGACAAAAUGGAUUGUGCCUUGGUGCUACUCAAUGAUUGAAGUAUGAGCAAGAUAUAUGUAGUGUGUUCUUCAUUGAAGAUCAAGUUUUGUGUAAAUUGUUUAUUCUUGAUGGAGGAAGUUUUGUCAUCAUGAAAGUAAUAAUUUUUUUCUCAACCUCAAAAAUUUGAGUGAUUAUUAUUGAAUGGAAUUGAAGCAACUAAUGUCACUUUCUUA
Molecule: messenger RNA, 2339 nt
Organism: Trifolium pratense (red clover)
Lineage: Eukaryota; Viridiplantae; Streptophyta; Magnoliopsida; Fabales; Fabaceae
Product: omega-3 fatty acid desaturase, chloroplastic-like
Exons: 8
Coding region: 637-1947 (436 amino acids)
Biological process (GO): lipid metabolic process
Molecular function (GO): oxidoreductase activity, acting on paired donors, with oxidation of a pair of donors resulting in the reduction of molecular oxygen to two molecules of water
Source: RefSeq, a predicted model, not a curated record